AUGGCGUCCAGUAAACGGCCGCCUGAAGAUGAUUCAAAGCUGCCCACCUAUCGACUUGUGGUUAUAGGAGAUGGAGGAGUGGGGAAGAGUUCGCUCACCAUUCAAUUCUUCCAGAAGCAGUUUCUGGACUACUAUGAUCCUACGAUUGAGGACCAAUACAUCCAACAUUGUGAAGUUGAUGGGAAUUGGGUAAUUAUGGAUGUGUUGGACACUGCCGGCCAAGAAGAAUUCUCAGCAAUGCGAGAGCAAUAUAUGCGAAAUGGUCGAGGAUUCCUCCUAGUGUAUUCGGUGACCGAAAGGAAAAGUUUCGACGAGGCUGUGAAGCUGUACAGACAGGUGCUACGCGUCAAAGAUCGAACCGAGUAUCCAGUUUUAUUAGUAGCUAAUAAGAUCGACUUGACGAACCAGCGAGUGGUGACCGAAGCGGAAGGGAGGAAUCUUGCUGCAAGCCUUAAGUUACCGUAUAUAGAAACUUCUGCUAAGGAUCCUCCUGUGAAUGUGGAUGCAGCUUUUCACGAGUUAGUACGGAUCGUUAAAAGUUUCCCCAGUGAUGAGGACGAGGAGGAGAACAGCAACGGAGUUUCACCAAAUCGAACGAAAGCAAAGAAAAAGAAGGUGAAACAGAAAUGUGUGUUGAUGUGA
This is a messenger RNA of Necator americanus (New World hookworm), 642 nucleotides long. RefSeq lists its product as uncharacterized. Gene Ontology annotation, molecular function: GTPase activity; GDP binding; GTP binding. NCBI's taxonomy places the organism in Eukaryota, Metazoa, Nematoda, Chromadorea, Rhabditida, Ancylostomatidae. The record is from RefSeq and is a predicted model, not a curated record. The transcript is spliced from 6 exons. Gene Ontology annotation, cellular component: plasma membrane. Gene Ontology annotation, biological process: Ras protein signal transduction. Bases 1 to 642 code for a protein of 213 amino acids.